UGAAACCAGGUGCGAUUGACGAAUGUACAGUGAUUGGAGAUAAUGACUUAAAAGAACAAUAUACGCCCAGAUAAUGCUCGGAAAGAAGCGAAAACGAAUUGUUGGUAGUAUACUAUGGUCAAAGAAGAGUCAUCACAAAGAAUUAUCGUCCUCCGUAGUUACCAAGCCAAGCCUCUACCAUGCUCUUAUUGUUAUUUUCCUCGAGUUUUUCGCCUGGGGUUUAGUCACUCAGCCAAUUAUUUCGGUAUUAAAUGACACAUUUCCACAUCAUACUUUUCUCAUGAAUGGACUCAUCCAGGGAGUGAAGGGAAUGCUGUCAUUCCUUGCCGCCCCUCUGAUAGGGGCUCUGUCCGAUGUGUGGGGACGCAAACCAUUCCUGGUGUUGACGGUCACCUUCACGUGUGCUCCUCUUCCUCUGAUGAGGCUCAGUCCAUGGUGGUAUUUUGCCAUGAUAUCCAUCUCCGGUGUGUUUGCUGUGACGUUCAGCGUGGUCUUUGCGUAUGUGGCUGAUAUCACAUCAGAAGAAGAUCGUAGUGCUGCUUAUGGCUUAGUGUCUGCCACAUUUGCUGCUAGUCUUGUAACCAGUCCUGCUAUUGGUGCCUACCUCCAGAACUACUACAGUGAAAAUCUCGUCAUCUGGCUCGCGUCAUCCAUUGCCCUGCUCGAUAUUUUGUUUAUCAUGGUUGCCGUUCCCGAGUCCUUGCCGGAGAAACUUCGACCAGCCAGCUGGGGCUCACAGAUCUCAUGGGAUAAAGCAGAUCCCUUCGGGGCCUUGAAAAAGAUUGGCCAGGACCAUUUAAUUCUGCUUCUGUGUGUGACAGUGUUUUUAUCAUACCUGCCUGAAGCAGGCGAAUACUCAAGCUUUUUCGUGUAUCUUAAACUGAUUGUAAAGUUCAGUGCAGAUCAGAUAGCUUCUUUCAUAGCUUUAAUAGGAGUGCUCUCUGUCCUUGCUCAGACAUUAAUUCUAGCAUUAUUGAUGAAGUACUUCGGCCACAAGCAGGCCAUUCUGGUCGGUCUGGUGUUCGAGAUCAUGCAGCUCACCUGCUAUGGAUUUGGCUCAAAACACUGGGUGAUGUGGGUGGCCGGUUGCCUAGCGUCUAUAUCUAGUAUCACAUACCCGGCUAUCAGCGCCUUCGUGUCAGCUCACGCACAGCCGGAUCAACAGGGUGUUGCUCAAGGCGUGGUGACUGGUAUCCGAGGACUCUGUAAUGGGCUGGGGCCGGCUCUGUUUGGAUUCAUCUUUUACCUGUUCCAUGUGGACAUCAACACCAGCGACCUGCUCGACAGCCAGAACUCAAAGAGCAGUGCUGCCAACGCUUCACAGCGCGAGAUACCGAGGAACUUCAAAGAUAUUGUUCCCGGACCACCUUUUGCCUUUGGUGCUGUGUUGGUUAUACUGGCUUUGCUUGUGGCUGUGUUUAUACCGCCGAAUCCACAUAGUUCCCUGAAUGCCAAAUCAUUUGAAAACGAUCCUCUGAUGGAUGAUGAAGAAGAUACAUUGUAGCAGAUUGUGGAAUUGUUUCUUAUCUGUUGUAUAGAAUUACUGAAUUAUCAUGUACAUGCAUUACUGAUAGAUAUUUAAAAAUGUGUCCAUUGAUAUCAUGUCAGUAACGAGUGUUUACUUUAACACUGCUCAUGGAACGUUUAUUGGUUAAGUAUUCCAUUUCAAAAAUAGUUUUUAUUAAAAGUUUAGUUUUAAAAUUUCAAAGUAUAUUUUUCAGACAUAAACUUUUUAUUUUAUAUGAAAAUAACUGCCAGUACAUUGUUAUUGGUUUUAAAAAAAAAUUUUGAAAGUGUCCUUGUGUGAGACUUAUUUUUUGGUAACUUAGAUAGAACCAGUGACCAGUGAUAAAUGCAAGUUUGUUGGCACAAACGUACCUGGUCUUAUCAUAGAAUAAGAAAGGAAUAAGAGAUAGGUGUUUUUUUCUCAGUUUAAAGCUGCAAUCUUGAGUUUAGUCUAAAUUAUUUCAGUGUUUAGAAUAGAUCAGGACUGUUUGUUUUCUUUCUGUAAUGCAACAUUCCUCAGUUUCCUUAGAAACCUAUAAGCAAUCUGUGUCGCAUAACAGCACUCUUCAGUGAAAUUGACAAUGCCCCAAUUUAUAAGCCUACAUUUGCUCAAGCCAAGCUGCCAAAUGAAUCAUGUACUUGCAGAAAAGAUUAAACAGAUAUUUUUUAACAUUAUUCUUUUCGGUUGUGUUAUUUAACUAUUCUGGGAAAUAUGUUUAUUAUUAUAAUAGUUAAUGUCUAUAACAACAGUUAUAUAAGAAUUGUUUGUAAUUUUUGUGUGAAUUUAUUGAUGUUUAACAGUCACACAUUGUAUAAGAUUGCAUAGCAUAGCGAAGUGAUUUUAUACUACAUUUGUCUAUUAUACAUUGAUAAAUUAACAAAAAAAUAACAAAAUAAUUCUUAUAAUUACAAACAACACAACGUAUUUGGUUAAAAAGACACAGAUAUACUAGCUUUUAAUGUCGUUUGCCUGACCUGUGUAGUGGAGUUCAAUUUUGUGUGAUGCUGUCAUUUUCUGAACUUUAUUGAAGGAUAAUAUUAAGUGUUUUUAGCAAUACCCUGUAAUCACAAUAUAGUAAAAUGUAUAACUGCAGAAAGCUUAUAAUUAUAAUAUUACAAAUGGAAGCCUCUUUAGUGUUAAAAAUGUGUGUAAUAAAAGUGUGAUUGUGUUUGUAUUUUGCAUUAAUGAAAUAUAGCAAGAGAUUGCAGCUUUAAAGCUAAAAAUUACCAAGUUGUCAUAUCACUGAAUUAUUAAUUAUAAAAAAUAGAUUUUUGAGUUUUUAAAAUGUAUUAAGUUGUUGAGAAAUAGUAAAUGUAUGUCAAAUGUUAAAUGUUAAAACCUGAAUUUUAUUAUAACCUACAAAGGUAAUUAAAUAUUCUAGAGAGACUCGAGUGAGUUUGAAAUAGAUCACAUAUACUCAAAAUAAAUUGGCCACUUUCUUUAACAACAUUAUGUGAACAUAUUUUAACCUUUUGAAUAUUUGUUCUUCAUUGGCAUUUAGUGCACAUCAGCAGAAACAGUCUACAGCAAAACUUACACAGAAAAUACAGACUUGCAUUUUUAUAUUAAAUAUCACUUUUUCAAAGCAAAGUUUCAAGAUUGGCAGGGUGUAAAUAUUUGUGUUUUUUUGUGUACAAGUAUUCCAUAGUGCUAGAUUUCAUAUCUGGUGGUAAUUGUUAAACAAUCAAUUAUUUAGGUGUGACUGUGUGUGUGUUUGUGCACGUGCAUGUGUGUGUGCGUGUUUACAUAUGUAUAUUCCUUGUACAUUUGUUACAGGUUGAUUACCUCUCCACAAUGAUAUUGUGUAAUUUAUUAUUUAUCUAACUAAUACAAAAUAUUGGAUAUAUUCCUGGUCCCCAUUUUACGAAGAGAUCUUAGCACUAAGAUCACCUUAAGUACAUGACUACCGUAUGCAUUUAUGGUGAUCUUAUCACCAAGAUCGCUUCAUAAAACAGGGCAAUGGUUUAUAUUUAAUAAUUUAUUUGCAGAAAGAGUACUAAAACAAAGUUAAAGGUUUUCUUUUUUCUUUUUAUUAUUAUUAAUUGUUUUAGUCUUUCAUUGAUUGUAUUUGGAAUAAGUUAGACAGCUGUGGAGAGGGUGGGGUGGGGCAAACAUCCUUACUUCAUAAGUCAGCAUUGGGCUUAUCAUUACCUUCAUUCAAUUCAAAUUUCAUACCAAUACAUUGAGGAGUGGGAGUUAAAAUUAGCAAUGGAGACUGAAGCCAUCCAACCUCUUCCUUUGUUCUGCUGCUCAAACUAUUCUCGGCAAAACAUUAAUAAAUGAUUUCCCAGGAGAUUUGUUUUCCUGUGCAGGUGAUCGAACAGUAUUUCACGAGGGACAUAAACAUGAUACGAAAUGGUAGCGAGUUUAAUAUCCUAUUUAUUACCCAUAAUCGAUCUUAGUUCAUAUCACUCAUCUUGUUUCGUUGACAUUUUUGUAAGGUAGUGCGCUAAUUGAUGACGUCAAAAGUGUUAUGUCCCACUUGGCAUUCUAGUGGGAUGUAUCACUUUGAUAUGUACCAAGAUAUUUGUAACCAUAUGGGUAAUAAAGUAAUUUAUCUUAUGGUUUGAUGAUGCAUAUGUAGAAGAUUAUGAAAACUAACUAAGCAUGAAACAAAUGAAAAAUUCCUAUACAAUAAAACACAUUAAAUGAAAUUCAGUUUAAUAAAUAAGUAAUAAAUUUACAGGGUUUUUUUUUCAUAUAAUACUAGUACUACCAAUGCAUUUAUUGGAAAUUUAGGUAAUAAAGGAAUUUAAAGGAAAGAGGAUAUUCAGUUGGGCUUCUUCGUCCGUCUGUCUUUCAAUCCAUUGUCUUUCUGUCCUGUCUUUUCUGUAAUGACUACCACAUGGCAUACAGAUUUUAACAAAUCAUGACCGUCGAACAUAUUUCUUAAUGUUGCAAUAUGGAAUGCUGUGGAUAGAAGUAAUUUAAAUAUAUUUUAAACACUGUUUCCUGAUAUGUCAAAUAUUGUAUGUCAGUUUUAGAGGCUAUGCCUAUUCUUAUAUGUAUUACACGAGAAGUACCAGAGGUGGGCUUUUGUAAUGGAAGUAUGUUUUGUUUUAGAUGGGGUUAGAAAGUUUGUAUGUGUGUCAAAAGUGAAUUUGAGUAGAUUACAUCACAUCAAAAGAAACAAGCAGAGUGUACCAGAUGAAAAUGAAUAUUUACUUAAUAAUGCGUGCUUGAUCCAUCUUUGUGACGUUCUUGUUUUCCAAACGCUGAAUUCGAUUAAAGCUACAGACCCUAGUUUCAACUUGAGAAAAUGGACACUAUGUUUGGAUAAUCUACCAAACCUGUAAUGCAUUUGGAUAAGUUACAGUAGAAUGAAACAAGAAUCUGUGAUGUUCAGAUGGGAAAAUAACCUUAAAAAUAGACCAUAGCUUGUCUCCAUAACCAUUACUUUUCAAGGGUAUGUACAUUUUGAAAAAUAUAAAAAAAAGCAUUUUGCGGUAUUAAAAAUACCAGAAUGACCUGAAACACUUUGGAUGUACGGAAAUGGAUAAUCUAAGCAAUGUCUUGAUUUCAGUUGUUAAAAUAAUUGAAAAAUAUCACAGUGUUUAAAAACUAGGGUCUGUCUCUUUGAAGGAUGCAAAUUAAAGCAGAUGCUACUCUUGGUCUUUUUCUAUUAAAUUAUUGUUUAGAAUAAUAAAAUGUUUGAAGUAUA
Molecule: messenger RNA, 5168 nt
Organism: Gigantopelta aegis
Lineage: Eukaryota; Metazoa; Mollusca; Gastropoda; Neomphalida; Peltospiridae
Product: hippocampus abundant transcript 1 protein-like
Exons: 13
Coding region: 74-1504 (476 amino acids)
Biological process (GO): transmembrane transport
Cellular component (GO): membrane
Molecular function (GO): transmembrane transporter activity
Source: RefSeq, a predicted model, not a curated record